AUGUCAAGGAAAUUUGUUUGCUUACCAGGGUACUUACAAAGUGGGAAGGUGUUUGCGGAAAAGUCUUCAGGCAUUCGGAAGAUUUUGACAAAGAAGUACAACUGUCAACUUGACUACAUUGAUCCACCGAUUCUUAUCCCCAAUAAGGAAGAACUUCCAUUCACUCUUUCCGAAGACGAGAAUGAGGCUAAUACAAAGUUCAGUGGACUUGUUGAUCUUAACGUAAACCGUUGUUGGUGGUCUCAUAAAUCUACACCUUGUAGAUAUGAACAUUUUGAUGAAGCACUUUCAUAUGUUGUGGAUUAUAUUAAAGAAAACGGCCCUUACGAUGGGAUUAUCGGGUUCUCACAAGGAGCUGCAAUGGCAGCCAUAGUUGCUAACAAUAUUAACAAGUUGUUACCAUCCCAUGAGAACUUUAAAGUGGCAGUGAUUAUCUCCGGAUUUGCAUUUGUUGAACCUAAAAAUCCCGAAGAUGACCGAGAAAAGUUGAAUACUGAAAUUACAGAUGUUCUGACUUAUACUGAAAACGUUAACCUUGUUCCAGGAUAUGAGAAGUAUUUUCAAGCCCCAACGGAUUUCGAUACAAGCAUUAUUCUGAUAUAUGGUAGUAAUGAUUUUGCUGUUCCAAAUGUCAGAAGUCGUCAUUUGGAGUCCCUUUAUGCUCUUGCGGUACUUAAUACUUUUGUACACGAUGGAGGUCAUUUAGUACCCAAUAAAAAGCAGUUUCUUAAUCCUGUUGUCGAACAGAUUGAGUCAUCAUUAGAAAGCAAACCCAACUUAUGA
Messenger RNA from Lizanozyma spartinae, 783 nucleotides. It is a transcript of the gene FSH1, whose product is annotated as putative serine hydrolase. Bases 1 to 783 code for a protein of 260 amino acids. Gene Ontology annotation, cellular component: cytoplasm; nucleus. The record is from RefSeq and is a predicted model, not a curated record. Lineage: Eukaryota; Fungi; Ascomycota; Pichiomycetes; Serinales; Debaryomycetaceae. The transcript has a single exon.